GAUCGAGAGGAGAUUGUUAUCUCUGAACUUUGACUGGUGUAGUAAGGAAACGGAGCAGAAAACAAAAGAAUCGUAUUGUGUGUGUCAGGCCUCACCACAGGGUUUUAAGACAUAUCUCUUUUUAAGACAACAAUCAAGGGCAGAAUUAUUGUUCUCAAAGACGUAUGAUGGCUGCGAUGUUGGUCACUGUGACUCUCCUCCUGUGUGUAUUGGGAGGACAAGCACUGGACCUGCUGAGAGCUACAUCAGGGGUUCCUCCCCCCGUUCCACGAGUGCAUUGCUGGUGCUCGAGCUUUCCAAAUGUGACUCUUUGCUCCUGGCCUGAACCGUCCCACUACCCACCGACACAUUACGUUGCCACCUACAGUGAGAGACACGGGCAGCCAAUCACUGAGAAAUGUCUCAUCAUCCCACCCUCUCAUAAUUCUUCAUCAUCAUCAUCAUCAUCAUCAUCAUCAUCAUCAUCAUCAUCAUCCUCCUCAUCAUCAUCAUCUCAACAGUGGCACUGCCAGCUGCCCAACCUGAAGCUUCUCACCGACUACAUCAUAAACAUCACGGCUGUUCAUUCUGGUGGAAGCAGCUCCUACCUCUCAAGUUUCAUGUUGGAGGACAUUGUGAAACCAGAUCCUCCCGUAGACGUCCGGGUAUCCUCUCAAAACACCAGAAGCCUGAUGGUGCAGUGGUCUCCUCCGCCCACCUGGACCAACCUGCACAUCUUCCCCCUCAAAUACCAGAUAAUGUACCAGUGGAAGAACAGGGGCAUCGCAUCGUCUGUCAAUUUGGGUCCGUUUGAGAGCGCCCAGGUGGAGCUGAAGGGGCUGAGCCCGGGGAGGGAGUACCUGUUCCAGGUGUGCGCCAAGGAGCUGCUGGAUCUCGGCAAGUGCAGCAACUGGAGUUCACCUGUAAAUAUCACCUUACAGAGGACGAAGCCUUAGACUCUCACACCCGGUUUUAUUUAUCUCCGUCCUUCUAAGCUACCAGCGAUCAUUGUUGUUUUGAGUGGACAUACAUUGCAGGCAAAGGUCGUUGAUAUUUAACAUUUAUUUAUAAAGAAAUGGAAUGUUUGUUAUUGCUGUAAUUUUUGUUGUAACACUGUUGGUUUUAUUGUCAAGGC
Platichthys flesus (European flounder) is the source of this 1114-nucleotide messenger RNA. It is a transcript of the gene ebi3, whose product is annotated as Epstein-Barr virus induced 3. The transcript has 6 exons. The record is from RefSeq and is a predicted model, not a curated record. Gene Ontology annotation, biological process: cytokine-mediated signaling pathway. Lineage: Eukaryota; Metazoa; Chordata; Actinopteri; Pleuronectiformes; Pleuronectidae. Bases 165 to 935 code for a protein of 256 amino acids. Gene Ontology annotation, molecular function: protein binding; cytokine receptor activity. Gene Ontology annotation, cellular component: external side of plasma membrane; membrane.